AUGCCAUUAUUAGAGUUGAAAUUAGAAGAUGUUGCAAAUAUAUGCAAUACUUUAUUUCCUAAUCAAGGAAAAGAAAUGACACAUUACGGCAAUCAGUUACAUAAAGAAAGCGAUGAUGUAAAGAAUUUUGUUCUGGAUCCUAAAUUUUCUCAAAUCGUUUUGAACCUUCAUCAGUCGAAUCAAUUACAUGAAUUGCUUAUAUUACAAAAACCAUUUAUUGGUAUUCAAAAACGUGUAUCUGAAUCAGUCGAAAUAUCCACAAUGGAAACCAUAUAUCUUACCAGAAUGAUCUCGAGCGAUACACUUAAAAUAUUAAAGUCUAGCAGUGGUAAAUUUAUUAGUAUUGGGAUGUUUAUUCUUGCUACCAAGUCUCUUUGCGUAGCACGUACUAUUGCAAGAAAGCUGGCAGACAAUGGUCUCAUAUCUAUUUUAUUCCAGAUCGAAGUUGUCGAAGGCACCCGCCUAUAUGAGAUUGAUCUCUAUCGCGUCAUAUUUAGUCUUGGUGCAAUAUUUCGUUUGGAAUCAAUCGACCUGGCGCCCGAUGGUGUUUGGUAUGUCAAAAUAAAAUCUGCUGAUUCGGGAUUUCGAAUGAUAAAACAACAACUUCAGUUUGAGACUGACGUUCUAUUAUCGUGGCUUACUUACGGGAACUAUUUAUAUUUUCUCAAGCAAUCUCGACGAGCUAAAGCUUACUUCGACUAUUUACUUCACAACCUUCCACUAGAACACAUAGAUCGGCUCUCCAUCUAUAAUAAUAUGGCAUUGAUAUACACUAUGGAAAACGAGGAAGCCGGAAAAACAGAAGCAGAAAGGCUAUAUGAUGAUGCUUUGAAAUGUGCGACGCCGAUAGAUUCUAACUCAAAAAUUAAUGAAUGUAUAGAUCAAACUUGCAGUACAAUCCUGACAGCAGCUGCUCCAUUAUCAGAAACUGAUAUUGAUCGCUCGAUUGUACUAGGCAGUAUGGCCGACGUGUAUUACCAAACAGGUGAUUACAAAUCAGCUCUCGAGCACUAUAAACAAGCACUACAAUUAUCUGCUGACUCACAAUGCCGUUCUUACUAUCAACAGAUGAUUAUAACUAUAUAUGAAUGUAUUAAAAAAAAAUGA
Adineta steineri is the source of this 1107-nucleotide messenger RNA. The record is from the annotation of a GenBank genome assembly. NCBI's taxonomy places the organism in Eukaryota, Metazoa, Rotifera, Eurotatoria, Adinetida, Adinetidae.